AUGGAUAUUCACAAUUAAAAUUGUAAAAAUAAUGCUGAAUUUCGAAAAAAAUAAGUUUAAAUAAAUCUGUAGGUGGCUCGUUUAUGUGAAAAAGCAUAUAUGAAAAAACAUUAAAUUCAUCUAAAAUAAGGAUUAACAUUGUAUUAGUGUUAGUAUUAUGAUAAACUAGUAUGAAUGAGAUGAGAAUGAGAAAAUAGAAAGGAAUAAAAUAAAGUGAAGAUACAAGAUAAGUUUAUUAAGAAUAUCGAGUGUUAAAAUUAUUGAUUAGUUAUGGAGAGAAGGUGGCUAAUUAAGAGUUAGAUGCAAAAUGUAUAAUAUCUAAUUGAGAUUUAGAUCAUUUGAUUACUCAAAAUGAAAUAAUGGCAGCAUAAUAAAGUAUUGAAGAUUAGAGUAUAUAGAAUUUAAUAGAGUAGAUGAAUAGAUUAAUUAAUUAAAGAUUAGACUAUUGUUAUAAAUGUAAAUAAAUAUGUAAUAGUAUUUAAAUAGCUAAGAUGUAAAAUUUUGGAAGCAUUUCAUUUCGAUUAAGUAAAUUUAGAUAAGAUAGUCCAAGAAGUAUUCCAGAUACAAAUAGGCUAAACUCUUUCUCAGAUUAUUUAAGUUUGAAGUAAGUUAAUUGAUAAGAAUAAGUUUUACAUUAAAUAAUGAUUAAUCUGGAUCUAUGAUAGGAUAAAAAUAGACAAUUCAUGCUAAAUCAUCAGUAUCAAUAAUGGGAAAAUUAAAGAAGAGUGGAAAGAUUAGUUAGUUUUUACAAAGAUAAUAAUCUACAAAAUCAAUACAAAAUAAUGAAGAAAAUGAAUAAGAAUAAUUAAGUAAUUUUUAAACAAAGAAAAAAAGUUGUUUUGCAUAGACUGCGAGUUCUGAAAGUGAUUUAGAUUUAAGUAUUGAAAAUUCUGAUUUAUAAAUUGAUACUAUUGAAUCUACUAAAUAGAUAGAAUUUGAAUAGGAUUGUUUUUUUGCAUCAGAAAAAGGAUAUUUUUCAGAUACAGAAAUAAUUAAAUUAGAUGCUGAAAAUAGAAAUCAAGAAAGAAAUAUUUGUUUAAAGGAUUUUUAAUUUAUUAGAUAAAUAGGUUAAGGUGCAUAUGGAGGAGUCUUUUAGGUGAAAAGAAUAGCAACUGGUGAUUAAUAUGCAUUAAAAAUUAUAAAUUGUUCUAAUCGACCUUUUGAGAGAUUAUUAACUUAAUUAAAAUAAGAGAGAAACAUAUUUGAGAUUUUGACAGGAGAAUAUGUUGCAAAAGCAUUUUAUUCAUUUUAACAUUAAUCAUCAUUGUGUUUUGUAUAAGAAUUCAUGGUUGGAGGAGAUUUUGCUAAAAUAUUGAUGAUUGAAGGAGUAUUUUAAUUAAUAAUUAAUAUAGGCAUUUGAUGAGAAUAUAGCAAGACAUUAUUUUGCUGAAAUUCUUCUUGCUCUUGAAUAUCUUCAUAGUAAUAACAUAGUACAUAGAGAUUUAAAACCAGAAAAUAUAUUAUUAGAUUAAAAUGGACAUAUAAAAUUGGCUGAUUUUGGAUUGAGUGAAUUAGGAUUCAACAAAAUGAUGGUAAAUAGAAAAACUAGUCAAAGAGAUAUGAUGAAAUAAGAUUUAUCAUCAUCUCCUGGUUAUAUAAUUUAAAGAGGAGCAUCAUUUAAGAAAUCAAGAUCAACUAAUAGUUAAUGUGAAAAAGGAUCAGAAGAAGAACGUAGAAAAGUAGUCGGAACACCUGAUUAUAUAGCACCAGAAAUAAUCAAAGGACUUUCUUUUUCAAAUAAGACUUUGGAUUAUUGGUCAUUAGGAGUUAUUUUAUUUGAGUUUUUGGUUGGAAUACCUCCUUUCAAUGAUGAAUCUGUUGAUAAAAUAUUUUCUAAUAUAUUGGAAGGUAAAAUAGAAUGGCCAGAUAUUGGAGAUGAUCCUGAAACAUAAAUAUCAGAAUGUGUUUAUGAUUUACUUAAAUAAUUAUUGAAUCUUGAUUAUAAAUAAAGAAUAGGUUAUGAAUCUAUAGAAUAAAUAAAGAAACAUCCAUUUUUAAAUUCGAUAAAUUGGAAUAAAUUGAGAAAUUAAUAAGGACCAAUCAUACCAAGAAUAGCAUAAAAUACAUAAUAAUUCGAAAAUGUUUAAGAAAAAUUACAAAAGUUUUUAUAAAGAAGUGAAAGAAAACAUUCUUAGAUAGUUUAAAAAUUAUAAGAUGAAUUAGAAUAUUUGGAAAGAGUGGAUCUUUUAAUAGCAACAAAUGAAUAAGAAGUUAUUUAAAUUAAAUCAUAAUUUAAUUUAUGA
Molecule: messenger RNA, 2243 nt
Organism: Paramecium pentaurelia
Lineage: Eukaryota; Ciliophora; Oligohymenophorea; Peniculida; Parameciidae
Source: the annotation of a GenBank genome assembly